AUGGAUAGUUUGCUGUGGGACCACGACAGCUAAGGGGGUUUGAAUUUCCAACCGGGACAGCCACAGAGGAUCACCGCUAACUUACAUACACAAUUUCCGGGUUGACGGAUGAGUAGAUUGUAGAAGAGCAGGGAGGAUUGGGGUUAACAGUCAGACACAGUUCCACCCUGACAACCCAGUCACAACCAUGAUCACAGCGAUGCAGCAGGUGUUGGAUAACCUGGGGGAGCUGCCCACCUCCACGGGGGCCAAAGACAUCGACCUCAUCUUCCUCAGAGGAAUCAUGGAGAGUCCCAUUGUACGGUCACUCUCCAAGGCCCAUGAGCGAUUGGAGGACUUGAGGCUGGAGGCGGUGCAGGACAACAAUAUAGAGCUGGUCACAGACAUCUUGGGUGACAUCACCGCCCUCAGCGUCCGUGAUGACAGCGCAGCGGAACUUUCCCGAAUCCUCCAGGAGCCCCACUUCCAGUCGCUCCUUGAGGCCCACGACAUGGUAGCCUCUAAGUGCUAUGAGGCCGUGCCCCCAGCGGAGCUGUUUAAUGAGGAGCUGGGGAACAGUUCUCUGAUGCAGGCUGAUGCUGUACGCAUGAUCGGCAUCCGCAAGAAGGCUGGAGAACCACUGGGAGUGACGUUCAGAGUGGAGAAGGAGGAGCUGGUCAUCGCUAGGAUCCUCCAUGGAGGAAUGAUUGACAGGCAGGGUCUGCUGCACGUGGGUGACAUCAUAAAGGAAGUGAAUGGGCGGGACGUGGGGAACAACCCCACUGAGCUGCAGGAGAUGCUGAAGGACUGCAGCGGAGGAAUCACUCUGAAGAUACUGCCUAGUUAUAGAGAUGCACCCGCCCCACCACAGGUGUACGUGCAACCCCACUUUGACUACGAUCCAGCAAAUGACCAUCUGAUCCCCUGCCGAGAGGCGGGUAUUGGCUUCAAGAAGGGGGACCUCCUUCAGAUCGUCAACAGGGAGGACCCCAACUGGUGGCAGGCGUGUCAUGUGGUUGGUGGAGCCACUGGACUGAUCCCCAGUCAGUUCCUGGAGGAGAAGAGGAAAGCCUUCGUCCCAAGAGAUUUUGAUGGCUCAGGGAUCCUGUGUGGUACGAUAACUGGAAAGAAGAAGAAAAAGAUGAUGUACCUAACAGCCAGGAAUGCAGAGUUUGAUAGGCACGAGCUGCAAAUCUAUGAGGAGGUGGCCAAGAUGCCCCCAUUCCAGAGGAAGACUCUAGUUCUGAUUGGAGCCCAGGGGGUGGGCCGACGCAGCCUCAAGAACCGACUGGUGGUCCUUAACCCAACAUGCUUCGGAACCACCAUCCCCUUCACCUCCCGGCGUCCCCGUGACGAUGAGCUGGACGGUAAGUCGUACCGGUUUGUGACGCGGACGGAGAUGGAGGCGGACGUGAAGGCGGGCGGCUACCUAGAGCACGGCGAGUACGACGGGAACCUCUACGGAACCAAGAUGGACUCCAUCCACGAGGUGGUGGACACGGGGCGCACCUGUAUCCUGGACGUCAACCCACAGGCUCUGAAGGUACUAAAGACUGCAGAGUUCAUGCCGUAUGUGGUGUUCAUCGCAGCACCAGAGUUUGAGACGCUCAAGGCCAUGCACAAAGCUACGGUGGACGCUGGAAUCACCACCAAACAACUCACGGAUGUGGAUUUGAGGAAGACUGUUGAUGAGAGUGCUCGUAUCCAGAGGACCUACAACCACUACUUUGACCUCGCCAUCACCAACGACAACCUGGACCGCGCCUUCCAAACGCUACAGGCUGCCGUCAACAAACUCUGCUCCGAACCACAGUGGGUCCCCGUCAACUGGGUCUACUGAACCCCAACCGGACACUGACCGGUCAACUUGACCGUGUAUGUGUUCGACCACAGAGACAGGGGAAAGGAAAGGAGGAAGGGUGUUCGUCAUGUGAGGGACUUUGACGGGGAAAACCCAAACCAACCGCCUCGUCCCUCUCCCUUCCUCCUGCACACAAUGCACAUUUUUUUCUACUCGAAACUCAAAGGCAAAUAGUUCUUAUUUAUUUUAAUAUUUGUAACUUUUUACGAAAUAUCUUUCUAUUCAUACCAACGUGGAAUUCAGAAACAUGAAAAAAAUAAAAAGGCCAAACAUCACGGCCAUAUUUAUUUGUUGUUGUUAUGUUUGUUUGUUUUUUUGUAGUUGUUCCUCUGAGAACUAAUGAUGUUUGUUUUUUUCUCCGAGGACUGCUUUGAAAGAGUUUUCAUUAUUGUUAUAUCAACACAGUUCAAGAACGAAGUUCAAGAACGACACUAUGGAAUAUUCCAGAACUAUGAGCAGUGUUGCCAAGGAAACCUGUUUACAGCGCUCGUUGUUGCCAUGACAACUACCGUGUCUCAGUCCAAAUCCUGUGAAGCCCAGCCUUGUGAUUGUCGUAGGACCUCCCACCCCACUCCAAAGAAAAUCCCCUACAGUGCCCUGUAGUAUGUACUGUAGUUGGCCACCCCUUGAUUGGUUUGUGUUUAUCUCUUUAGAAUUAUGACUUAAGAAAAAAUGGACUUAUUGUCUGAAUAUCUAACCCUCACACAUCCCACAGAGAGAAUGAAGGGAAAAAGCUUUACACUUUACAUUGUAGUAUUGAAUAUCAGGAUCAAAACACUGUGUCUGUGUUUCAUUCAUGUCUUUCUUUGAGUUGUCUGUACUUUUAUUUUAGUACCGUAGGAUUCACUGUCUUUCGUUGCUACGGUGAUCUUUUUAGCUAAGUGACAUUUUUGUCUCACAUGAUCCUUUGCUUUGAGUUGUUGUUUUUUCGAAUAUUGAACAAAUACUACAUCCUGUUUUGAAGCGUUCUGUCUGUGUUGUGUCGACAGCAUGACCAUCAGAAUACCACUCACCAUCUACCCUAAUCUGUAUGUAAGGUGCUUAUUGUUGCUUUUUAAUCUGUUGCUAUCCCACGGUCCUCUCCUCCAGUAUCACAUCUCCAAAACCCUCCUGCACUGUAACCUAAAUACUACAUUCUGUUUCAUGUGGUCACUCUGAAGGAUUUCCCAACUGGUGACCAAUAACAGACAUCUCUAAUAGCAAUACAUUGUUACAAUAAAUUAACUGAAAUUCG
This is a messenger RNA of Oncorhynchus masou masou (cherry salmon), 3074 nucleotides long. Its product is annotated as protein PALS2-like. Gene Ontology annotation, molecular function: protein binding. Gene Ontology annotation, cellular component: plasma membrane; cell-cell junction. NCBI's taxonomy places the organism in Eukaryota, Metazoa, Chordata, Actinopteri, Salmoniformes, Salmonidae. Bases 188 to 1819 code for a protein of 543 amino acids. The record is from RefSeq and is a predicted model, not a curated record. The transcript has 14 exons.